Messenger RNA from Lachnellula hyalina, 822 nucleotides. It is a transcript of the gene PDAP1, whose product is annotated as 28 kDa heat- and acid-stable phosphoprotein. Gene Ontology annotation, cellular component: cytosol. NCBI's taxonomy places the organism in Eukaryota, Fungi, Ascomycota, Leotiomycetes, Helotiales, Lachnaceae. The record is from RefSeq and is a predicted model, not a curated record. The transcript has a single exon. Gene Ontology annotation, molecular function: RNA binding. Bases 1 to 822 code for a protein of 273 amino acids.
AUGGCGCCAGGUGGACCCCCAGGUGCAGGACGUGGCCGAGGCGGCAAAUUCAAGAAGUUCACUCGUGGAGGUAAGCGCGGCUCAUCAAGUCUCAUAGAGACCUUUGGUUCAACAUCUGACAGUGCGUUUUUUACAGGCGGCAAGCACUUCUCCAAGAAUCUCCGACCCCUCGACUCCGACGGAAACGAAAUCGCCGAGAAGGACCCCAAUGCCUCUUCCUCCUCCGAAGAGGACAGCUCUGAGGAAGAGUCCUCCUCUGAAGAAGAAAAUGACAAGCCCGCCAUGACUCGCGAAGAGCGUCGCGCUGCCGCAAAGGCUAAGAAGGAGGCCGCCAUAAAGAAGAAGAAGGGUGUGCCCCAGCCAGGUGACAUGCCAUCCAGCUCCGAGGAAGAGAGCGAGGAAGACGACGACAUGCCCGCCAACCCCAACCACUCCAAAGCGUCGCGAAACCAAGCCAAAGCCGCUCCCGUCACCGUAGACGAAGCCACCGAGGCAGUCAAGGAUAUGAAUGUCAGCGGAAAGGGCAAGAAGCCAGUCGCGGAGUUGAGCCGUAGAGAACGCGAGGCAUUACAGGCUCAGCAGGCCAAGGAGCGAUACCAAAAGCUCCACGAGGCUGGCAAGACGGACGAGGCCAAGGCUGAUCUUGCAAGGCUGAAGCUGAUUCGGGAGAAGAGGGAGGCUGAGGCAGCUAGGAAGCAGGCGGAGAAAGAGGAGCGUGAGCAAGCUGAGCAGGGGAAGAAGGCUGAGAUUGAUGCACGGGAGGCGAAGAGAAGAGAAGCUGCUAUGGGGCCGUCAAAGGGCAAGGGUAAAGCUAAGAAGUGA